CAGUCUCUCGCACCUCCAUUUUAUCUCUCCUACUCUUCUUCUUCUUCUCCUUCUUCUUCUCUCUCUCUCUCUCUCUUCUUCUCUUUCUUCUCUCUCUCUCUCUCUCUGUGUGUUAAGGAUGGACAAAGGCGGCGGUGGAUUGAGCUUGGGGACUUCAAGUGACUCGGCUGGGUUCAAGACUGGUGGUGUGAUGGACUCGUUCCUUGGUGGAGGUCUGAAGCAGAAGAAUGGCUCGAUGGGGUCUGGACAUCACUUUCCGAUGAGUCUCGGCUUCCACGAGGAGCCGGAGGGUGGGGAGAAUAGGAGGGUAGUCGGUGAGAUGGAUUUUUUCUCAGAUGACAGAAAGGAACGAGCACGACCGGACUCGGAUCUUAGUGUGCCUAAACUUUGCGUCAAGGAAGAAGAUCUCACCAUUAAUAUGGGUUUGCACCUUCUUACGACCAACACUAGAAGCGAUCAAUCAACGGUGGAUGACGGGCUGUCACCCAAUGAGGAGGAUAAAGAGAGCAAGGGUGAGUUGGCAGCAGUGCGAGCCGAGCUAGGGCGCAUGAACCAAGAGAACCAGAGGCUCAAAGGCAUGCUAGUCCACGCGACAAACAACUAUAACUCCCUCCACAUGCAUUUCAUCACACUGAUGCAGGAGAGGAACCGAAGAAAUGGAAGCCCACAAAGCCAUGAGGUCAGUGGUGAUCAAAUGGGCGAUAAGCGAAACGAACAUGAAGACGCCAUUGCGCCAAGACAGUUCCUUGAUCUUGGACCAGUCUUAUUGGCCGACGAGGCUUCCCACUCUACAACAGAAGGUGGAAGCCGGGAUCGGUCCGCAUCACCGCCUAACAAUAUGGAAGUGAUGCCAAUCGAUGACAGCCUAAAGAAGGCCAGCAACGGCAAGGAGAUAGUCAGAAUCGAUCGCGAGAGAUCUGAUGUCAGGGAUAUAAGACCUACGUUUAGAGAGGAGUGCCCUGCUGAUCGAGGGUCUGAAGGCUGGGUCCCCAACAAAGCACCCAAAUUAUCCCCUCCAAAGAGUACUUCCGACCAGCAAGCCCAAGAAGCCAGCAUGAGGAAGGCUCGUGUGUCAGUCCGGGCACGGUCCGAAGCACCCAUGAUCACUGAUGGAUGCCAAUGGAGGAAGUAUGGACAGAAGAUGGCAAAGGGAAACCCUUGUCCCCGAGCCUACUACCGGUGCACCAUGGCCGCCGGGUGUCCGGUUCGCAAACAAGUCCAAAGGUGCGCGGAGGAUCGAUCGGUCUUGAUAACAACCUACGAAGGGAAUCACAACCACCCACUCCCCCCGGCAGCCAUGGCGAUGGCAUCAACCACUUCCGCGGCGGCAAACAUGCUCUUAUCUGGAUCCAUGUCAAGCACCGACGGGCUGAUGAACUCCAAUUUCCUUGCAAGAACUAUGCUGCCAUGCUCGUCGAGCAUGGCCACGAUAUCAGCAUCAGCUCCGUUCCCCACCGUGACCUUGGACCUCACACACCCUCCCGAUGCUAAGUUCCAGAGGCCAUCAACCCAAUUCCAGGUCCCAUUUCCAAAUGGUGCUCCUGGUCUCGGCUCGACACCACAUACUUCUUUGCCACAGGUCUUCGGGCAGACGCUCUUCAACCAGUCGAAAUUCUCAGGGUCUCAGAUGUCGGCCGCCAGCGACGGCGACCAAUUUUCACAUCCAAAGCCACAAUCCUUGCAGCCGUCGUCUCUGGCUGAUACGGUGAGCGCUGCAACGGCAGCCAUCACGGCGGAUCCCAACUUCACUGCUGCACUCGCAGCUGCCAUCACCUCCAUAAUUGGUGGCGGCGGCGGCGGCGGCAGUGGCAGCGGGGCUGCCCAAACAAGCAGCAACAACAACAACACUAGCGAUAACAAGACGGGCGAUAAAUGAAUUAUAUUCCAUUGCCCAUGUUUUUCUUUUUUUUCUGAGAGUUUCUUUUGGUCCUAAUUCCUUUGAUCCAUAGAAAAUGGAAAAUGAAAUUAUAUA
Molecule: messenger RNA, 1972 nt
Organism: Phoenix dactylifera (date palm)
Lineage: Eukaryota; Viridiplantae; Streptophyta; Magnoliopsida; Arecales; Arecaceae
Product: putative WRKY transcription factor 31
Biological process (GO): regulation of DNA-templated transcription
Molecular function (GO): DNA-binding transcription factor activity; sequence-specific DNA binding
Source: RefSeq, a predicted model, not a curated record